Molecule: messenger RNA, 414 nt
Organism: Angiostrongylus costaricensis
Lineage: Eukaryota; Metazoa; Nematoda; Chromadorea; Rhabditida; Metastrongylidae
Source: the annotation of a GenBank genome assembly
AUGGAUGAAGUGGGUCGCACCUGUUCCCCUGAAAACACAAUUCUGGCCCAAAUAAACCUUGGUCAGUUCUCGCUGAGGCCAGCACCAAACGGAGGAUGGAACGUGGAGAUGAGUCAAGGCGCAAACAUUUUCGGCUUCGGUGGACAUCGUGCACUCGGGAUAUCGGGAAACCCAACCGGCGUUGGAAUAAGUGGAUGGGCGAAUGUGUCCAUGAAACAUUUAGGAACCGAUAACGUGAUUAUCGCCAAUGAAAGAGUCGGCGUAGAUUCUGGCCUUGGAGCGGGAACUAAUGGCGUCAACUUAGGAAGCCAGUUACAGCCAAUGAUUCUCACUAAAACUGAUUAUAGUUCCACUUCCUACUCAACCAUCAGUACAGCCAUCGCCGAAUACGCCUACAAGAUGGGAAAGGCCUGA